This is a messenger RNA of Balaenoptera acutorostrata (minke whale), 1201 nucleotides long. It is a transcript of the gene NTAN1, whose product is annotated as N-terminal asparagine amidase. The record is from RefSeq and is a predicted model, not a curated record. Gene Ontology annotation, molecular function: protein-N-terminal asparagine amidohydrolase activity. NCBI's taxonomy places the organism in Eukaryota, Metazoa, Chordata, Mammalia, Artiodactyla, Balaenopteridae. The coding region runs from base 99 to 1031 and encodes 310 amino acids. Gene Ontology annotation, cellular component: nucleus. Gene Ontology annotation, biological process: ubiquitin-dependent protein catabolic process. The transcript has 10 exons.
GGCGAGGGCGAGGGCGAGGGCGGGGGCAGGGGCGGCGGGCGGCCCGCGGCUGAGGAGGCCGCUGCCUCCCUGGGCCUGCCGGGGCGGCCGCCUCCGCGAUGCCGCUACUCGUGGAGGGGCGGCGAGUGAGGCUGCCGCAGUCUGCUGGGGACCUCGUCCGAGCCCACCCGCUUCUGGAGGAAAGAGCCAGACUUCUCAGAGGUCAGUCUGUUCAACAAGUGGGACCCCAGGGCCUUCUGUAUGUUCAGCAAAGAGAGCUUGCAGUGACCUCCCCAAAGGAUGGCUCCAUCUCCAUUCUGGGUUCUGAUGAUGCCACCACUUGUCACAUUGUGGUCCUGAGGCACACAGGUAAUGGGGCUACCUGCUUGACACAUUGUGACGGAACUGACACCAAAGCUGAGGUCCCCUUGAUCAUGAACUCCAUAAAAUCCUUUUCCGACCACACUCAAUGUGGAAGGCUAGAAGUGCACCUCGUGGGCGGCUUCAGUGAUGACAGGCAGUUGUCACAAAAACUGACGCAUCAGCUUCUUAGUGAAUUUGACAGACAGGAAGAUGACAUUCACUUGGUGACAUUAUGUGUGACAGAAUUAAAUGACCGGGAAGAAAAUGAAAACCACUUUCCAGUAAUUUAUGGCAUUGCUGUCAACAUCAAAACCUCAGAGAUCUACAGAGCCUCCUUCCAAGACCGAGGUCCGGAGGAGGAGCUACGUGCCGCACGAGCUUUGACAGGAGGACCAAUGAUUAGUAUUUACGAUGCAAAGACAGAACAACUUCGUAUAGGACCAUAUUCCUGGAUGCCAUUUCCCCAUGUGGAUUUCUGGUUGCAGCAAGAUGAUAAGCAAAUACUAGAGAACCUUUCCACAUCACCUCUGGCUGAGCCCCCCCACUUUGUUGAACAUAUCAGAUCUACCUUGAUGUUUUUAAAGAAAUACCCUUCUCCAGCUAACAUGCUGUUUCCUGGAAAUAAGGCUCUACUCUACAAAAAAAAUGAAGAUGGCUUAUGGGAAAAGAUCUCUUCUCCAGGAAGCUAAAAAUAAAUAGGAAUUACCAAAGAAAGCAACUUUUUGGCAUGACAAAAGACCACUGGUGGAGGUAGGAAAGAAUAUGAAUUUGGAAUCUACAUCCAUUCAGUCUUAGGUCUCUUUCCUUGCUCCGUGUUUUUCAAAUGACUUUAAAAUAAAAUCUUAUUUUGGCAAAGGCA